ACGCCUUCGGCCUCCCUACGGCAUGGCGAGGAUCCAAGUCGCGGUUGUUUUCCUCAGCUGCGUCUGUGCCGUCUCCUCCUUCCACUCGCUGCCAUCCCUGGGCACUCCACUGGGUCGCAUCCGGACAGGUCGCACCAUGCAGGUACGGAUGAUGUCAGCUUCGGGGGAGGAGAUUCCAGAGGCAGUGAUUGAAGCGGAGAGGAAGGCUACCCCACUGAGACCCGUCAGGCUGCAGCUCUACACCGUCAUCGGAGGAGCAGCAGCAGCCGCUCCCGUCCUCCUCCUCUCCUCGGAACAGCUGCAAGUGAAGGCACUCAAGGACCUUGCGGAUAACAUCCCGAUCCUGUACAGCGCUCAGGUCACAGCAGCUCUCUCCGCCAUCGUCGCCUUCAGCUGCGCUUUCUUCUACAUUUCCGAAGAGCAAACGAGGAAGGAAAACCUGCAGAGGAUCAUGGCUCGCCUCGAAGAGCGGAGGGUGGAGGUGCAGGGAGCAAACAGGGAAGAGCGGAGGUACAAGGAGAGGGCGAGCAAGCGGGAGAAGCGAGCCAAGCAGACCGAGGUCAGCGCUCAGGAUAACAGUAUGGUGGAAGAGAAACGCGAAAAACAG
This is a messenger RNA of Guillardia theta CCMP2712, 607 nucleotides long. RefSeq lists its product as hypothetical. The annotation marks the transcript as partial. The record is from RefSeq and is a predicted model, not a curated record. The transcript is spliced from 8 exons. Lineage: Eukaryota; Cryptophyceae; Pyrenomonadales; Geminigeraceae.